Molecule: messenger RNA, 2857 nt
Organism: Callorhinchus milii (elephant shark)
Lineage: Eukaryota; Metazoa; Chordata; Chondrichthyes; Chimaeriformes; Callorhinchidae
Gene: gpr161b
Product: G protein-coupled receptor 161a
Exons: 6
Coding region: 100-1686 (528 amino acids)
Biological process (GO): G protein-coupled receptor signaling pathway
Cellular component (GO): recycling endosome; membrane
Molecular function (GO): G protein-coupled receptor activity
Source: RefSeq, a predicted model, not a curated record
UCUCCCCACCACCCACAUCUGGAGCUUAUUGCAGACCGAUGGGCGCUGUCCGGGUGAGCAUUCAAGCAUGCCAGAACCUCUCUGUUCCACACCCUCACAAUGAACUGCAGUGCCAAUUUUAGCAGAACAGGUCUGGGAAACAACACUUCACAGGAAGAUGGCGCUGUCAUUGUUGCAGAAUCUGUCGCCAUCAUUGUCAUUGCUGUGCUCAUCUGCUUGGGCAACCUGGUGAUUGUCGUAACUCUUUACAAGAAAUCCUACCUCUUAACACCAAGCAAUAAGUUUGUCUUCAGUCUGACUCUUUCCAAUUUCCUCUUAUCAGUUUUGGUACUUCCCUUUGUUAUCGCCAGCUCCAUCAAGCGAGAAUGGAUCUUUGGUGUGGUUUGGUGCAACUUCACUGCACUGCUUUACAUGCUUAUCAGCUCAGCGAGCAUGAUGACCCUUGGAGUCAUUGCAAUAGACAGGUACUACGCUGUCCUCUACCCAAUGGUUUAUCCUAUGAAAAUAACUGGAAAUCGCGCCGUUGUCGUGAUUAUGUACGUGUGGCUUCACUCGCUGAUCGGAUGCCUCCCCCCUCUCUUCGGCUGGUCCAUGUUUGAGUUCGACCAGUUCAAGUGGACCUGCGUAGCCUCCUGGCACAGAGAGGCCGGCUACACUGCCUUCUGGCAGAUCUGGUGUGUGCUGCUGCCGUUCCUGGCCAUGCUCGUCUGCUACGGUUUCAUAUUCCGUGUGGCCCGAAUGAAAGCAAGGAAAAUCCACUGUGGAACGGUUGUUGCUGUGCAGGAGUCCAGUAAGGAUAGCCGGAAAAAUUCCAAUUCUUCUGCCUCUUCCUCAGGGAGCAGAAGGAACACAAUCCCAAAUAUUGUGUAUUCAGCCAACCAGUGCAAAGCCCUGAGCACCAUUUUGAUUGUGAUUGGUGCCUUCAUUGUCACAUGGGGACCUUACAUGAUGGUGAUUAGCACUGAAGCUCUACAUGGCAAAGGCAGUGUCUCGCCAGGGCUAGAAACACUGGCAACUUGGUUAUCCUUCACUAGUGCUAUUUGCCAUCCACUUAUCUAUGGACUGUGGAAUAAAACCGUGCGUAAAGAGCUGCUGGGCAUGUGCUUUGGGGACAGAUACUACAGGGAUUCAUUUAUUCAGCGUCAGAGGACUUCCAGGUUAUUCAGCAUCUCCAAUCGCAUCACAGAUUUGGGUCUCUCUCCUCAUCUGACGGCUCUGAUGGCUGGUGGACAACCACUGGGACACAGCAGCAGUACAGGAGACACUGGAUUCAGUUUGUCUCAAGACUCAGGCACUGAUGUAAUGCUGUUAGAGGAUUUCACUUCAGAUGGGUCUCAUUUCUCUCAUCACGGCAACUGCUCAAAUCGGAGGCGAAGUUCUGGGACAAUUGAUGAACUCCCAGAACCACAAGAAGAAGCUGACCAGCCUGAUGUCAUGCAAAUCAAAGCAGAUGUUCACAAAUCUCUGGACAGUUUUGCCUCCAGUUUGGCCAAAGCUAUUGAAACUGAUGCCAAAAUUAGCCUCUUUGGAGAGAGCAGUUUGUCUGGAGAUUUAUUUACCGUAAUCACAGGUGUUCCUGGGGGGACCGGAACCCAGAGAGGAACAAGAGUCUCUGCAGGUCAGAGAAUGAGAUUGGAGAGUAUUGAUGAAGGAAUAGUUCAUGAUGGCACAGAAGAAAAUGUUUGAGAGGACCAAAAGAUGCGCUUACCAUAUGGAAAAGACAUGGCAUUAACCUCUACUUCACCAUCAAUGCUAAAGAGAUCCACUCGUAUGCUUCAGUCUGCUGUACACUUGUUUAAUUAUUGAUAUAGACUAGGAAAUGACUGUAAAACAAUUCAGAUUUAGAUAGUGCACUGAAAGGUUGGAAAAACCAAAGAGAGUGUGUUUACAGCUAUCAUCAGUGAAUAUCUUCAAGUUAUUUCCUGUAAUUUAGUUCAAUGUAUAGACAAAGCUACUUUGACAGAAAAAAAUUGAGAAGGUUGGUAAUGUGCCAAUUCUGAAGUUUCUUCAUGCUCCUUACCUCCAGUGGUAUUCUGUGCUUGAUGGAUUAUUGAUGUCCUGUUCAGUGCACGAUUGAUGCAGUAAGAAUUGUUGUUACUCUGCUAGAGUAGUACCCACAUGUCACUCUACAAAGGUUUCUCCAUAAACUGGUGGGAGAUGGGUUGCUUCACUUCGUUCCAGUCAAUAGUAAUGCAGAAAAUCUUAAAAGCAUGAGAGAUGGGGGUGGUAAGGAAUAAAUUGAGAACAAAAAUUGUGUGGCUCAGAUUAAAGAUAAAGGGUGGAAGCAAUACCAAUUUAAGAUUAGUCAAUUAGAAGUGAGGGAGAGCAUUUCUGGUCUAUCGGCACGUGCCCGCUCACUGUCUUAAUACAGAAAUUCAGAUUUUUCUAACUGAGACAAACAUUCAAGAAGGCAAUGAGCAAAUGCUUCAUUUUUAGUAGUAGUGAAUAUUAUUGGAUGGUUAUGGAAAGUUGUAGAGUCCAUAGGUUUCCACUACAUGCAGCUCAGAACACAAGGAUUACAACAUUUAAAUUAUAGCUCUUGAAUAUAGAAAUGUGUCCUUGUGGUGUUUUGCAGGCACUCAGUAUCAAGUGUCUAGUUUACUUAUUUCCAAACCAUGUGCUACUCUGCAGGGCUAUUUUUUUCAAGUGUGUAUUGUAGUUCAUAAAUAAGGAUGAUCAUGUGCUACUAAAGUAAAUGUAUGUGAGAAUUUUAGUCAAUUAGAACAAAUGGAAUUUGUCACCAUCUUUUAUAUUAAAAUAAACUUUUGAAAGUUAUAGAAAUGUUCAUUCAGAUGUUGUAUCUAUUAAAAAGAUUUGAUUUUUUUUGAUGCCAUUAAUUCAGCUUUCCACCUGCUAG